Monoraphidium neglectum is the source of this 1650-nucleotide messenger RNA. RefSeq lists its product as hypothetical. The coding region runs from base 1 to 1650 and encodes 549 amino acids. Lineage: Eukaryota; Viridiplantae; Chlorophyta; Chlorophyceae; Sphaeropleales; Selenastraceae. The transcript is spliced from 11 exons. The record is from RefSeq and is a predicted model, not a curated record.
AUGUCGGCGACAAACAGCAAAAAGAAGCGCCGCGUAUCCGGGGAGAAGAAGCAGCCUACAAUCCAGGAGUCCUUCGGCAGGCAGCAGCAGGCCGGCGCGCUGCCAGCGCUGCGCGCUGUGCUGGAGGUGCGCGCGGCGCCGCGGCUGGUGCCCAACGUGUUUUUGGAGGAAGCCCUGAAGGUCCACGAGAUGUACAAGGAGCAGCAGGGCGAAGCCAGCCGGGCCAUCGCCCAGGCCUCGCACCUCAGGCGGAGCGGCAGGCAGCGGGCACGCAGCCGCCGCUACUCAGACGACCCAACCCAAGCCGCGCCGGCGCUGAUGAGGCGCAAGGAGCCGUCCCACACCCUAUGUGACGCCCCCGACGCGGACGACGAGGAAGGCGAUGCCGCGGGCGCCGCGGCAGGGUUUUGCGGCGAGGGAGGGGACGGCGGCGACGAGGCUGCAGCGGGGGCCGAGGAGGACGAGCACGAGGUGGACGCGCAGGACGAGUACAGCCGGGCGCUCUGCGCGCGCUGGCAGGGGCACGCGUCCUCUUUCGUGAAGCAGGUGUCCAAAUGGGUCAGCCCAAACUGGAUGCUGCCGCUCGCCCUGCAGGAGUGCCUGGUGCACUUUGUGGCCAACCACGAGCUGCACACCACCGACCCCGGCCUCAGCCUGCGCGCGCUGGACCUGCUGCAGCGGCUGGCUGCGCAGCACCCGCACACCAAGUACAUGCCCGCCGAUGAGGACCUGCCCGCACGCGUCUGCGUCCACUCUGAGCUGUGGCACCCCCUCUACCGGGAGUCCACCCUCUCCGGCCGCCUGGGCGCCACCGGAUUCCAGCUCCUCUACCGCCUGGCCGCCUCCACCCUCAAGCUCGCCACGGGCGCGCCCGACGGCUCCUCCUCCGGCGGCGCGGCCGGCGGGUCGGACGGCGGCGCGGAGGACGCCGCGCGCGCGGUGGGGCGCCAGGGGCGCGCGCUGCUGCUGCACUAUGUGGCGGUUGUGCUGGAGGCUGACCUGGCGGCGCGGCUGCGGGUGCUGCGCGAGGCCAAGGCGUCAGACGACGGCGGCGCGCGCGCGGCGGAGACGGUGCUGCAGGGGGCGCUGCUGUGGCGGCUGCUGCAGGACGACAACAGCUGGGUGGGCAUCCAGGGGGACAAGGUGCACCUCAUACGCGCUCUGGCCCAGCUCGCAGUCGCCGGCCGCGCAGAGCAGGCCAACGGCGUGCUGCCCCAAGCGGCGCAGCCGCAGGCGCCGCCCAAGCCGGGGGCGGCCGCGCCGCUGCCGACCCCUGUGCCGCUGCGGCUCGAGUCCCUGCGCGCCCUGGGGACGCGCCUGCUGCGGCUGCUGCUGGCGCUGCUGGGGGCCGCGGAGGGGGCCGGGCUGUACUCGGACAGCGCGCGUCAUCGCGCACGCGCGCAGGGUGCCAAUGACCGCGCGCAGGCUGACAAGGCGCUGCUGGGCGUGCUGGUCGGCACGGACGUGCCUCUGUCGCUGCGGCACCCCCUGACCAAGGGCGAGCUGCUGGCCGGCCUGGCGGGCCGCGACCGCGUGAGGCUGCUGGCCAUGAUGGUGGCGGACGUGUACAGCAAGAGCUGGAAGGCCAAGCACCCCAGCCGCCACCUGGAGGAGCUGCACGAAUACACACUGGACCAGGUGGGGGGGUGA